UCAGACGCAUACUAUGACGAUGUGAACGAAGACGAUUACCACGAAUUCAAACGAGGCAUUGAUUCGAUCGGCAGUAGUUUUAUCAAGAAAAGUAUCGAUUCUAUUGGAAGUUCCUUCAUUAAGCGACCAGUCGAUUCUAUUGGAAGCAGUUUCAUCAAAAGAGGUAUCGAUUCUAUUGGAAGUUCUUUUAUCAAACGACCAGUCGAUUCCACUGGAACUAGUUUUAUUAAAAAAGGUAUCGAUUCUAUUGGAAGUUCAUUUAUCAAACGACCAGUCGAUUCCAUUGGAAGUAGUUUUAUCAAAAGAGGUAUCGAUUCUAUUGGAAGUUCAUUUAUCAAGCGACCAGUCGAUUCCAUUGGAAGUAGUUUUAUCAAAAGAGGUAUCGAUUCUAUUGGAAGUUCAUUUAUCAAGCGACCAGUCGAUUCCAUUGGAAGCAGCUUUAUCAAAAGAGGUAUCGAUUCUAUUGGGAGUUCUUUUAUCAAACGACCAGUCGAUUCCAUGGGAAGUAGUUUUAUCAAAAGAGGUAUCGAUUCUAUUGGAAGUUCAUUUAUCAAGCGACCAGUCGAUUCCAUUGGAAGCAGCUUUAUCAAAAGAGGUAUCGAUUCUAUUGGGAGUUCUUUUAUCAAACGACCAGUCGAUUCCAUUGGAAGUAGUUUUAUCAAAAGAGGUAUCGAUUCUAUUGGAAGUUCAUUUAUCAAGCGACCAGUCGAUUCCAUUGGAAGCAGUUUUAUCAAAAGAGGUAUCGAUUCUAUUGGAAGUUCUUUUAUCAAACGACCAGUCGAUUCCAUUGGAAGUAGUUUUAUCAAAAGAGGUAUCGAUUCUAUUGGAAGUUCUUUUAUCAAGCGACCAGUCGAUUCCAUUGGGAGCAGUUUUAUCAAAAGAGGUAUCGAUUCUAUUGGAAGUUCUUUUAUCAAACGACCAGUCGAUUCCAUUGGCAGUAGUUUUAUCAAAAAAGAGAUCGAAACCACUGGAGAUGCUUUCACUACAAGACACGUCGCUGACUCCAUCAGUAGCACAAUGCCCAGAACAUUCAGUUCCCAGUCAAGUUCUUUCGUCAGAGAACCAAAUGAUUCCCCUGGCAACAGCUUUAUCAAAAACGAAUCAGAUCUCACCGGAAAUGACCUGAACGGACCGACACACUCUGCCCUCGAGUCAGACGCAUACUAUGACUAUGUGGACGAAGACGAUUACCACGAACUCAAACGAGGAAUCGACUCCAUUGGCAGUAGUUUCGUCAAGAAAAGUAUAGAUUCUAUUGGAAGUUCCUUUAUCAAGCGACCAGUCGAUUCUAUUGGCAGUAGUUUUAUCAAAAGAGGUAUCGAUUCUAUUGGAAGUUCUUUUAUCAAGCGACCAGUCGAUUCUAUUGGCAGUAGUUUUAUCAAAAGAGGUAUCGAUUCUAUUGGAAGUUCCUUUAUUAAGCGACCAGUCGAUUCUAUUGGCAGUAGUUUUAUCAAAAGAGGUAUCGAUUCUAUUGGAAGUUCCUUUAUCAAGCGACCAGUCGAUUCUAUUGGCAGUAGUUUUAUCAAAAGAGGUAUCGAUUCUAUUGGAAGUUCCUUUAUCAAGCGACCAGUAGAUUCUAUUGGAAGUAGUUUUAUCAAAAGAGGUAUCGAUUCUAUUGGAAGUUCCUUUAUCAAGCGACCAGUAGAUUCUAUUGGAAGUAGUUUUAUCAAAUGA
This is a messenger RNA of Candidula unifasciata, 1674 nucleotides long. NCBI's taxonomy places the organism in Eukaryota, Metazoa, Mollusca, Gastropoda, Stylommatophora, Geomitridae. The record is from the annotation of a GenBank genome assembly.